Clupea harengus (Atlantic herring) is the source of this 1272-nucleotide messenger RNA. It is a transcript of the gene znf346, whose product is annotated as zinc finger protein 346. The transcript has 7 exons. NCBI's taxonomy places the organism in Eukaryota, Metazoa, Chordata, Actinopteri, Clupeiformes, Clupeidae. Bases 337 to 1272 code for a protein of 311 amino acids. The record is from RefSeq and is a predicted model, not a curated record. Gene Ontology annotation, molecular function: nucleic acid binding; zinc ion binding.
AACUUUCUCGACUGAUGGCUUUUCAAUUGACCAGUCUGUAUGGUAAAACCGGCAGAUCAUUUUAAAGGUAUUGAUCAGGGUUUUCAGGUACCUAAAUCUCUUAAAGCCCCUUAAUUUUUUUUUUUGUUCAUGCCUUUUUUUUCAACAGACAUAUUACACAUACGCUACCACACACAUACACACAUACACUAUGGAUACAUACGACUGUUCGAGCAAUGCAGUGUGUCCCAGUAUUACACAUUUCCCAGGAUUCCAAACGGCACUACGAAAAAAACCACCGUUCGGCGUCCACGAGUUUCCUGUCUGGUUAGCAGCCAAGCACUGCCUCCUUGAAACAUGGCGAACGAAGAGUCCAAUGGAGGAUUACCUCACUUACCGUCUGGGGCAGCGGAAGUUGACAAGCUGAUCAAGGAAAACAGUGACUUGUUCUCUGACGCCCAAUGCAAAGUGUGCAGCGCCGUGUUGAUCUCCGACUCUCAAAAGCUUGCGCAUUACCAGAGCAAAAAGCAUGCUAACAAAGUGCGACGCUACAUGUUCAUCCACAAAGAUGACAACCCCCUUAUUAAACGGUUAAAAACUUCUACAACUGAAGAGCAGGAUAACAUUAACAGUGAAGGAGAUCGAUUGAAAGUCUGUCACAUCUGCAAUAUGACCUUCACUACGCCAGUGAUCGCGGAGUCACACUACCAAGGCAAAGUACACUCCAAAAACCUGAAGCUUAGGAUGGGCACCCCCACUAUCCAGCAACCAGUCUUACCUCAGGCCAAGAGUCAGGACCAGGCAAAGCCGGAUGCGCCAAAGCCGGAUGGGCCAAAGCAGGCGGUGGGCCUGGUCCAGGACGGCACCAUGAACGACCACUUCUGCAAACUGUGCAAUGCCACCUUCAACAACCCCCUGAUGGCCCAGCAGCACUAUGUGGGCAAGAAACACCAGAAGCAGAUGGCCAAGCCCAAGCCCAGCCAGGCCCAAGGCACCGCCUCCGUCUUGAAGGGAUACCCGUGUAAGGUGUGCAACAUAGAGCUGAACUCCCAGAAACAGUACGAAGCCCACAUCAGCGGCUCCAAACACAAGAACCAAGUUAAAUUGAUGGGAGAAGGUCAGGCCCCUGAGGCCACCCCAAGUGAAAACUCCACACCGCCCCCGGUGGUCAAUGAGCAGAACAGCGAGGAAGUGGCAGAGGAAGUGGCAGAGGAAGUGGCAGAGGAAGUGGCAGAGGCAGAGGAAGUGGCAAAGGCAGAGGCAGAGGCAGCUGUCAGUGAGUUCCAGGAGUGA